UACAGAUCAGCGUAGUCGGCACUACUUUUGUUGCGUUGCGAGCCUCUAUAGCCCAAUAGGAAUAAGUUCAGCCCGAACUAAAUAUUGAGCAGCUAAAAGCCCAAUAUAUUAUUAAGCGGCAUCGUUUGGGUCUCUCUCAAUGGGGUUGCCCUAAACAGCCAUGAGUAUAUAAAUUAUGUUUUCAUCCCUCUUUCCUUCAAUCUCAGUUUCUUUGAUCUAGGAUCUAUGGUUGUGUUUGAAAGCUUCGUUAUUUUUUAGUUUUUUUUACUUAUAUAAUCUCUGGUGUCAUCUACAAAGCAAAAUAGGCUAUAAUUUUGUAUCGAUUUUGUGUCGGAAGAUGACAAUAUCAGUUCAUUCAACCUCCAUGACAUUAUCUUCAUGGAAGUCUUUCUCUUCCAUGGAGUAGUUCUUUGGAGGAAACACUAUUACAUUUUAUCAUAAUUGUUUUUCCAUAUGUUUUGUGCUAGUCUAUGUCGGAGAAUCUAAGUUUAAAGUCAUCUAUAAAGCAAAUAGGUUAUAUCUCUGUACCAAAUUUGUGUCGGAAGAUGACAAGAUUGAAUCUGAACCUCCGUUACAAUUUUUCGUCAUGGAAAUCUUCUAUUCCAUGGAGUUGGUAUAUGGAGGUUCAUAUUAAUUAAUCUGAUAUUCUGAAUGUGCUGGCUGUUGGAUAAUUAUAUAUUUUGUUUUGGAAUUGUCUGAUCUCAGCUGUGAAGCAACAACUACUUUGUAAAGACAAACUAUAGUUACAACGCAGUAACAAAAGUUGCAAAGCUUAUCAUCACUAUAUAAUAUGUUAGAUUUGAACCUGCAAGGCGUAAACAUCAGCCUCAAACUGAGCUAUGAAUCUGGACACGAAUUUGCUUGAUUUCCAGUUUAGCUUUAAUUAACCCUCUAAUAGAUACAAGCUACAGUUUCAUAAACCAAACAUUUGAUUAAAACGAAACUGUUUACGAAUCAAUUGACAACACAACAAAUAAAUGAACUAUGUACAACAUUGCUAUUCAUUAAAUUCUUUGAACCAAUUACACCCAAAAAUGGGCCGGUCUUAACUAUAAGCUCACUUAGUUAAAUCUCUGCUGUGUUUUUUUUUCUCUUCGGCCCACAUUGCUUUUUUUUAAUGUAUAAUUGGUUCUGAUUAGGUCAAAUCGAAUAUUCCUUUUUGUACAGAUACUCGUAACAUUCUUAUCACGUAUGUAUAUUUUUGGAUUACAAUGUUACGUGUAUAUUAAUUAUUUAUAGUGAAACAUGAUUGGAGAAACCAUGACGCGGGGGAAAAGUAAACAAACACGGACCCCGGAGACAGAAAUGCGACCCAGCCCCGAGUCGCACACGCCUUGGUCCAAAGUCUUUCGUUUACUCGGUUUUUUACACGGCGGUCUAAAAAAUCACUGUAUAAUCGAUUUUUAUUUCAAUAAUGACUAUUUCUUAUUCACACAUUGAGUCUCACAUACGUUCUCCAGUCGAGUCCAAUUCAAAUACAUAACGCUUUUGUAGUUUGUUAUUUUGUACUAUACGUUAUACUCAUACUGAACGUAACUAUUCAAAAUACCUCGAGCUAAUUAGUAGUAUUGACAACUGAUGUAAUAAAAACCUAAAGUAUGCAUUUAGUUAAGGGAAAACACGCGUGAUCUAUAGGUUAUUAUAAUACUGUAAUGGUUCUUGGUAUGAUCUAAUUACUAAUCUUUCUUAAUUUUAUUUAAAUGAAAAUAAUAUAGUAAUUAAAAAACAGCUGAAAAGCGUCACAAAUCAGGACCUAGAAUACGAAUUGCAAAGAUUUCAACGGUCAACAUUCCAAUACAGUUCACAAAGAUUAAUCAAAGUUUUCCAUUUCAUACCUUUUCAUCUUUCAAGCUUAUACAACCUCUUUGACCACGUCCUCCUAUCUAUAUAUAUUAUAUAUAACUACCAAACCCAUACAUGCAUGUAUAUAAUAAACACGUAAAGAAUCACCUUUAUUUUAUAUAAACAUCACAUAUUGUUUAGGAAACCAAAGAAAGAAAGAAGAAGAGAUUAUGGUGUUACCAUGGAGAUCAAGAGGAGGAAGAAGAGCAGAGAGACGUAACCUAUCGACUUCCGGCGAUACCUCUGUCGUGAAAAUUAAAGUCCCGGCUCAACUCCGAUCAUCAAAAAUCGAGCUGGUUCAGUCACCGCGCGCGCCGUUGACACCGCGUGAUGCGGUUGAGAUAUGCCGGAGACUUGAAAACGCGACGGCUCGCGAGGAAAAUGCAGAGUGUUUGGAGAUUGUUAGUAAAAUCAAGAACUUGGUAAGAGACAACGGAGAGACGAACAAGAAGUGUCUGCUCCAAUACGGCGUCGUUUCGGAGUUAACUUCUUGCUUCCAAAGAUUCGCGUCGACGCGCGAGGAACACGCGCCUCUCUUAGAGGAAGUCUUGUCUGUUAUAACUUCUUGGUUGCCUCUGAAUCGAACAGAGGGUUUCUCCAAGAUGGGAUCAACUGCUUCCCUCAAAACUCUCGUGCGGUUCUUGAACGCUCCAGACGCUAAAACGAGGCAAAACGCUGUGUUUUGCAUCAGAGAGGUUAUUGCAAUAGACAAGAGGUUUGUCUACGCCUUAACAGACAUCGAAGGAGCUUGCGAAGGAUUAAUAAAAAUCAUCAAAGACUCUGUCUCUACAAGCUCGACGAAAGCAUCUAUAAUGGCAAUAUAUAGAAUCAUCUCAUGUGACAACAAGACCGUUUCAAAACUCGUGAACUUGGGUUUGGUCGCAUUGAUCGCAGAAAUGAUCGUGAACAAUGCGGAAAAGAGCGUUUGCGAGAGAUGUCUCGUGGUUCUAAACGUCGUAUGCGACAACGAGCAAAGCAGAGAAGACGUUCUUGGAAACGCUUUGAUCGUUCCUCUACUAGUGAAGAAGAUCCUACGCGUUUCGGAUCUCGCAACGCAAUGCUCAGUCUCUAUUCUCUGGAAGCUAUGGAGAAAGAACAAUGAUCAUCUAUUAGUUGAAGCUCUUCAAGUUGGUGCAUUCGAGAAACUCUUAGUGGUUUUACAAGUCGGGUGCGAGGAGAAGACUAAAGAGAGAGCUAGCGAGCUGUUGCGGAACUUAAACCGAUGUAGAAACGAGAUGGAGAACACAAACUGUGUCGAUUCUUCUAUGCAUUUGAAGAACGUGAAGAAAUCAUUUUAAAUCAAACAAACAACACACAACAAAAUUCUUUUGUAUUUAGUUAUUUACUCUGUUCUUGAAAGUUGUCUGAAUCAUAUUAUGUUUCAACGGUCAGAUACAGUUUUUGUC
Brassica rapa (field mustard) is the source of this 3248-nucleotide messenger RNA. RefSeq names its product U-box domain-containing protein 21. NCBI's taxonomy places the organism in Eukaryota, Viridiplantae, Streptophyta, Magnoliopsida, Brassicales, Brassicaceae. The record is from RefSeq and is a predicted model, not a curated record. Gene Ontology annotation, molecular function: ubiquitin protein ligase activity.